AUGGGCAGAAGGCCUGCGAGAUGCUAUCGCCAGAUCAAGAACAAGCCAUACCCCAAGUCCAGGUACUGCCGUGGUGUCCCUGACCCCAAGAUCAGGAUCUACGAUGUUGGGAUGAAGAGGAAGGGUGUUGAUGAGUUCCCCUACUGUGUGCAUCUUGUCUCUUGGGAGAAGGAGAAUGUCUCCAGUGAGGCUCUUGAGGCUGCCCGUAUCGCCUGCAACAAGUACAUGACCAAGUCUGCCGGAAAGGAUGCCUUCCACCUUAGGGUCCGGGUUCACCCGUUCCAUGUCCUGCGUAUCAACAAGAUGCUUUCGUGUGCCGGGGCUGAUAGGCUCCAGACUGGAAUGAGGGGUGCCUUUGGCAAGCCUCAGGGUACCUGUGCUAGGGUGGACAUUGGUCAGGUCCUUCUUUCUGUGCGCUGCAAGGACAACAAUGCUGCCCAUGCUAGCGAAGCCCUGCGUCGUGCCAAGUUCAAGUUCCCUGGCCGCCAAAAGAUCAUUGAGAGCCGAAAGUGGGGAUUCACUAAGUUCAGCCGCGCUGACUACCUGAAGUACAAGAGUGAGGGUAGAAUUGUUCCUGAUGGUGUCAACGCAAAGCUGCUCGGUAACCACGGCAGACUUGAGAAGCGUGCUCCUGGGCAAGCUUUCCUCGAGGCCGUUGCUUAA
Miscanthus lutarioriparius is the source of this 663-nucleotide messenger RNA. NCBI's taxonomy places the organism in Eukaryota, Viridiplantae, Streptophyta, Magnoliopsida, Poales, Poaceae. The record is from the annotation of a GenBank genome assembly.